This is a messenger RNA of Pocillopora meandrina, 4788 nucleotides long. Lineage: Eukaryota; Metazoa; Cnidaria; Anthozoa; Scleractinia; Pocilloporidae. The record is from the annotation of a GenBank genome assembly.
AUGGAAUCGGCAGCGAAUAACAAUCAUGCUAACCGGGAGAAAAUUAUGAUGAGAAGAGCUGCCAAUGAAGACAUCUUAGAGUACCCCGGUAGUGAUAAAAAACUUCCAUCAAACUUUAAGUUGAAAUCGCUUUUAAAGCGAGCCGUCAAGCGAGGACGAGACAUUGCGGCUUCUCAGGGAGCACCUGGUACGAGUAAGAUAUAGACGAUGAUUAGUAAGAAACUGGAAAAACAACUUCUGCCGAUGAAAGUAUAAGUGAAUCGAUCUUUCCAAAAUUGCUCAUUGUGCCUUUUGUUUGGGUGAAGGGAGGGAUAGAAUGAAUUAUCUGUGCUAUUGUAACAGUCAAAGGAAUUUUGUGAGAAGAACUGAAAAGUGUAGAGAGACAUGACGUGUCACCCAUGAGCUCUUAUUUUUAAAUAAUCGUUAAGAAAGUACCUGGUAACUUAAAAGUUCUUUCUACAGUGAUGAGUAACUUCGGUUCUCAGCUCAAAUGGCAAUCCGAUUAACAGAGGAAACCACAUCAGGAUCGUGUUUUACUUCAGUUUUGUGCGUGUUCUGCUCGCAAAGUUGUUGCAUGUAUCUUUGCAUCAGAACGCUCAGGUUUUAAUUUCAAAGUCAACACAAAAGAAAUGUUGUUUCCGAUGAAUGACUUUUCUGUAACUGCUCCGGCUUCUUGGAAGCUAAAGCUGAUACGCGCAAGAUCCUAUCGAUAGUUGAUAGGAAACAGGUGAUGGGGAUAGGGAGGAGGAAGAUCCUAGAUUAAAUGAACAGAGGAAGAAAGCUGUUACUUAGUAACUACUUCAGCAUUUAUUGUGCUUUUCGCUUAUCAGGUCAAUCCCCCCACUUCACGAAAUUGCAUUGACUGUGAAAAUAAUUUUCAUAAUUAAUGCAAUUCCGUGAAGUGGAGGGAUUGAUUUGAUAAGUGAAAAGCACAGUAAAUGCUGCAGAAAGUGUAAGAAACACAUGUCAUGACACCUUUGGAUUCUCCUUUAAGUGUCAGGGUUAUUAACAACUCCGGCUCCCAGGCCCCACUCGACCUUCCACGGAGGGCGCAUCCUCACAUCAGCUACGACCAGAGGGAGGCCUCGUACUUCUGCAGACGAUGCACAGGCCAUUAACGAUAAUAUCGAAGAUAUCAAGUCUAUGGAAUCCGCAGUGAAUAACAAUCAUGCUAACCGGGAGAAAAUUAUGAUGAGAAGAGCUGCCAGUGAAAACGUCUUAAAGCACCGUGGUAGUGAUAAAAAACGUCCAUCAAACUUUAAGUUGAAAUCGCUCUUAAAGCAAGCCGUCAAGCGUGGACGAGAUUUUGCAGCUUCUCAGGAAGCACCUGGUACAGGUAAGAUAAACUCGAUGAUUAGUAAGAAACUGGAAAUACAACUUCUGCCGAUGAAAGUAUAAGUGAAUCGAUCUUUCCAAAAUUGCACAUUGUGCCUUUUGUUUGGAGGAAGAGAGAGAUAGAGUGAAUUAUCUGUGCUAUUGUAACAGUCAAAGGAAUUUUGUAAGAAAAACUGAAAAGUGUAAGAAAACAUGACGUGUCACCCAUGAGCUCUUACUUUUAGACUGAAGUUAAAUAAUCGUAGGGAAAUUAUUGGCCAACUUAAAAGUUCUCUCUACGGUGAUGAAGUAACUUCGGGUUUCAGCUCAAAUAGCAAUCAGAUUAACAGAGGAAACCAUAUCAGAAUCGUGUUUUACUUCAUUUUUGUGCGUGUUCUGCUCGCAAAGUUGUCGCAUAUAUCUCUGCAUCAGAACGCUCAGGUUUUAAUUUCAAAGUCAAUACAAAAGAAAUUUUGUUUCCGAUGAAUGGCUUUGCUGUAACUGCUCCGGCUUCUCUGGAAGCUAAAGCUGAUACGCGCAAGAUCUUACCGAUAAUUAAUAAGAAACAGGGAAACCAGCCUCAAUGCAAAUGAAAGGGCACCGACCUUACAGGAUGUUCUUUGCAACGUUUUCCAUUGUUCCUUUUUUUUUGGGGGGGGGGAGGUAAGGGGGUGGGUAUAGGGAGGAAUAAGAUCCUAGGUUAAAUGGACAGAGGAAGAAAGUUGUUACUCAGUAAUGCAGUUUGGAGUAUUCAUCUGAUAAGUGAAAAGCACUGUACAUGCUGCGGUUGGUUCGUCGACACUUGGUGUCGAUGACACCGAGAUCCGUUGCUCUUCCAUUCGAAGGUGAUUCGGGUCAAUCUCAGGACAGGUUCUAUUCCAAGAGUUGGGCCAAUCACAUGACAUGUUUGGUUUUAGAGAAUUGACUUCAACCUUGACAUCGACUUAGACUAAGCAGUCAGAGAUCACUUUAAGUUCAGAUUCAUCUCAACCUAAUAUCAAAUGUUGGUUGUCUAAGUUCAAUCCUGAGAAAUCUUAAAUUUCUCGUUCAAAUAACAAGAUAUUCCCAAAGACAGCACCCAAGGGGAAACCAGACAGAAAUCGUUUGGUCGAGAUAAGAAGGAAUCACACCUACCAGAUGAUUAUCCUAACACAGAUGGUAACAAACACAAACCGCGAGGCACAUCUACCGUACAAGACACGAAGAAAAACAUCAAGCCCACAAAUAUGGCGUCUGCUGAUCCCCGAUGGAGGUCAGCCAUGGAUUAUGAACGCAAGUCUCACGAUGAAAAUAAAAAACCCAAAAGAAAAAAGAAAAAAGAAGGAGAAGUGGAAUCGCAAUCUGAGACUAAAGAUCCUGCGGACGAUGGGUCCUCGAUCAUUGUCGGAGGACUUAUAGGAGGAAUGUUUCUGUUUAUGGCGAUUGGGACUGUGUUUUAUCGCAUUUGGUAAGCAAUCUUUUUCAUCUGCCACCAAUUAGACCACAUUAUAGUCAAAAAUUAUAACAAAGAAGAUGCUUACUUAAAAUAUGCUUAAACAUGAUUUUAAGCCAGUCAAUCCAGACUUGUGGUUGGUUUAUGUAAAGUCUGUCAGUGAACUGAAAUAUUCAUCUCAGCUUGUUUUCUAGUGCUUUUGAAAGUGAUUUUCGGUCGAAACUUUUACAGGAGAAAUUGUAGGAAGAGAGCUGGACGAGAUCGAGGUGAUCUUGAACGAGGUCGGUUAUCAGCCUCGAACCAGGCCAUCGCGGAGGACGGAGAUGAAGAUAUCAUCUAUGAAAGAAAACCUAGAGAAAGGAAAGAGAAAAACAAGAAGGAAGAUGAAGGAGGUAAACCGAAUGUUAGUCUUAAAUGAAAAGGCCUGGAACUUCAGGAUGAUAAAGGAAGUGAGAAAGACAGCGUAAAAAACAAACAGCAAACAAAAAAAAUCAUACUCUUUACAUAGAUGUGGGCAAGAUAAUUUCAUCUUUUUACCACGGGGUUUGUUCGCAGAUUAUAAGGAAAAUGAGUAAAACCAAAGCUCAUUUUUACCGCCAAAUUCGACUUUACUCGCCAUGUCAGGAAUCUUUUCACAGACAAUUUCAAAGAAAUAGGUAAAAAUUUCUUGAACACAGCCUAUGGGUAUGUGUUUUCUUUGGUGUACAAACAGCUGAAAUCAGAGUGGUAAAGUCAAGUGUAGCGAAGCUAUAUGAAAUGAAGUGAAGUGAACAUAAGCACAUCUGAGAAAGUCUCUCAUCUAAAUUAAAUAGUAUUAACAUAGACUUUGCUCAGUGUUUAACUCCUUAUUCUUACCACAGAACCCCCAGAUAAAGACAUAGGAUUGAAUUUGGAAGUCUCUCCGCCGCAAUCUCCGCCGCCAAAAGGUAUACUUAAAAGUAAGAAAAAAAAAGAAGUAAAGCAAAGCUCGAUAAAUUCAAUUUUAGAUCUAAAACAAACAUUAGCAAUAACUUCUUGUUUGAUUGAAACGACUAGAAUUGUCUAUUUUUUCCACAGAUACUCACGGCCGAGAAGUACGAGUAAAUAUGGAGCCCUCCGAUUCUUCGCAACCGGCCUCGUUAUCAACCCUGUCUGCACCAUCACUGGGCUCUUCCAUCGGUACGCCGCACUUUACCUCAGCGAGUGGCUGUUCUGUGGAAUAUAUGACCCUCCUCGACACUCGUAAGGAUUCUGAACUGAAGCCUGGGAUGCCUCAAUCCUCUGGAUCUUCCUCAUCAAGUGAUGCAAAGAUUACAGCUGAAACAGAAAGAGACCUGGCGGCUCCACCUCAAUCGUCCACCAUUUCAGGUAAAAUAAUCUGAUCGAAGCUAAAUUCCAGAAUAAUGGAUGAAUGAUGGGCAAGAAACUGCAUUUUAAAAAGAACCUCAUACAAUUUCUUUUGUUUUAUUUCUACUAUUUAUGAUAUAGCGGCCUCUCGCCAACUGAGAAACAUCGUUACAAUGGAAACAGGUGGCUCUAACUCCUCCUCUGAGUCGUGCAAGACACCAGUAGCUGCCAGCGAUGACGUCAUCAUCACAAUGGACGAUGACGACGAUUGCAAGGUGCCGUUGUUGUCUUCAGAAAAUGAGGGCUCAUCUGCUGAAGUGAUCUACUUUAGGAACGAUUUGACGACAGAAGGAGAUGAGGACGAUGAUAAAGAGCGGUCAGGUGAUUAAAAUAUAACGAGAACGCUUCAUAAAAAGGCGCAGCUUGACCAGUAGAACUUUGAAUUUCGAAAUACGAAAGUCUGAUGUUUGAAUUUUUUUAGGAGACUAAGAGUCUUUUCGUUGUCUUUCGUUCGCAACAAAACAUCAUGCUUUAUACUAACCGUAUGUCUCCACCUUAUCCGACGGAUUUAGGCAGUGUCUAAAUCCGUCGAAUAAAAUGGAGGGCUUGGCACACGGAACGGUAAGAAUAAAAUACGGUAAUUAAAUUAAGACAGAUGCUUUAGCUGGGUGUUACAAUGGACUCCCGAUAAUGAGGUGGUAAGUCGUCUGACGUGA